Messenger RNA from Toxorhynchites rutilus septentrionalis, 1967 nucleotides. RefSeq lists its product as uncharacterized. The coding region runs from base 501 to 1664 and encodes 387 amino acids. NCBI's taxonomy places the organism in Eukaryota, Metazoa, Arthropoda, Insecta, Diptera, Culicidae. The transcript has 4 exons. The record is from RefSeq and is a predicted model, not a curated record.
CUCCAGCAGUUACGUUUGGGAUUGCGCCGGAAUACGACGUGUUUUUUCUGCUAUCGGUGUUUCGCAGGGCUUCAAUUCGAAGCGCGCAGCGCGAAGUUUUGUGCAAGAUUAUCAACACAAACUUUUGUCGUGAAAAAAAGGGCUCGAAAGAUAGUGCAAGUGGCUUCGUAAAGUGUGUUUCGAACGUGUGGAUAUUCAGCAGGUGAUCGUUGUUUUGACUAGAGUUAGGCUUCGAUCUGAACGGAUUUAUGUGCGGCAGAACGGAAUUUGUUUGAAGCCCCAAUGAAUCAUAGAGCAUAUCAGCAUCGUGAUUAGAGUGUAGUGUCUGAACGACGAAGUGCACUGAAUCUUAUCCGCUGAUUGGCGUGCUAAAAUCCAAUCAACGACAUCGGGUCUCGUUUGCAGCAUCCGGUUUCAUCUAGCAGUUAGAAAUAUCCUUCAGCACUCAACAGUGACAAAAAAAAGCUCAUAGUGGAGGUGAAUCAUCCUACAGGCGGACGAUGACCAACCGGAAGGCAAACGCCCGGCUGGCGGUGGGAGUAGUGACGGGUGCGCUUAUGCUUCUAGCCUUAGUUACACAGUGUAGUGGCCACGGGCGGCUAAUAGAACCGCCGAGUCGGGCUUCGGCGUGGAGGUACGGCUUUUCAACUCCACCCAACUACAAUGACCACGAGUUGUACUGUGGCGGCUUCAACCGCCAGUGGCAGAAAAACGAGGGGAAGUGUGGUGAGUGCGGCGACGCGUACGAUGUGCCCUUGCCACGACCCCACGAGUACGGUGGUAAAUGGGGCCAGGGGAUAAUCGUAAGACGUUACAAGCCAGGAUCGACCAUUACGCUGAGGGUGGAGCUGACUGCCAGCCACAUGGGUUACUUCGAGUUUCGAAUCUGUGAGAACGUUAAAGCCAAACAAGAAUGUUUGGAUAAGCACCUGCUGAAAAUUAUAAGCGGAACGCCCAGCAUACCAAAUCCGAAUGAUGAGAAAACGCGUUUCUAUCCCCGCAACGGCAGCAGGAUCUACGACAUGAAGGCGGAGCUUCCUCAUGAUCUUCGAUGCACGAACUGCGUCAUCCAGUGGAAAUACGUCGCCGGUAAUAACUGGGGUGUCUGUCCGGACGGAAACGGAGCGGUUGGCUGUGGUCCCCAGGAGGAAUUCCGUGCCUGUGCAGAUGUUUUGGUUGGAGAUACCAACGAUACCGGUACACGCUAUCCCGCGCGACCAAGCCAACGACCUACGCCAACACGGGUGCCGGGUGCCGUUCCUGAGGAAGGAACCACGUCGAUCGACGAGCAGAGCAACGAAGUGCCACAAGGGGUUCCAUACAUGGGACCUUUGGUCGCACUGCUGUCGCUUUUUCUGGUCCUAUGUGCAUUUGCUGCAAUCUAUAUUUAUCACUAUCAUGGGGGGCGCAUAAAGGCGUUGAUGCGAUGGAACCGGGAGAAGAAUCAAAAGCAGGCUCAGCACGCAGACCCAAACACGGAGAAUUUCGUCGAUUCUGGUAACCCACCGGUUCCUCCACCAAGAAGCAAGCGAAUUUCCCAGCAAAUACGAGACAUCGAGGCAGAUGAAUCGAGCGUGCUCACAGGCAGUAGCAAAACGCCAGUUCUAACACCCAAAUUAAUUACCGCAGCAGAUCCACGGAAUGAGAAACCAUCGUGUGGAUGAAUUGUUUUUUUUUUUUAUUUUUUUUUAUUUAUUAUAAUAAGUAGUUUAGAAGAAUUGAAUAGAUAUGGACGAUAAUCGUCUGCACAUUGACUGAUGAAAUCACUAUUGAUGAAUCACGUUUAGCUGAGGUACAAACGUGAAAUGGGCGAGAGUUUUGCUCCGGCUGGCUGUUGCGCAAGGGGCAGGCAAGCCGUGCAUUAGCAGCAUCAAGUUCAUUGAUUUACUUAAGUGCAUACACAAAUUUUGAUAAUAGGACCAUAGUCGAUGCGAAACAGUGAAAUACACGAAUGUAUUUUUAAAUUA